Messenger RNA from Notothenia coriiceps (black rockcod), 390 nucleotides. RefSeq names its product polypeptide N-acetylgalactosaminyltransferase 10-like. The transcript is spliced from 2 exons. Gene Ontology annotation, molecular function: polypeptide N-acetylgalactosaminyltransferase activity. Gene Ontology annotation, biological process: protein O-linked glycosylation. Gene Ontology annotation, cellular component: Golgi apparatus. The record is from RefSeq and is a predicted model, not a curated record. NCBI's taxonomy places the organism in Eukaryota, Metazoa, Chordata, Actinopteri, Perciformes, Nototheniidae. The annotation marks the transcript as partial.
ACCGAAUCGCCCAGAACAGGAAGAUCAUCGUGUGUCCGAUGAUCGAUGUGAUCGACCAUGACAACUUCGGCUAUGACACACAGGCAGGGGAUGCCAUGCGAGGGGCGUUUGACUGGGAAAUGUACUAUAAACGGAUACCCAUCCCUCCGGAGCUGCAAGGGGACGACCCCAGUGAACCGUUCGAGUCACCAGUGAUGGCAGGUGGACUGUUUUCUGUGGACAGGAAGUGGUUCUGGGAGCUGGGAGGAUACGACACUGGUCUGGAGAUCUGGGGAGGAGAACAGUACGAGAUCUCCUUCAAGGUAAACACGUUAUCAAAUCGAUAGGCUACACACCACAUACUUAUUUGAUUUACAAAUGAAUGUUUUCUACAAAUACAACAUCUUUCUA